Molecule: messenger RNA, 5990 nt
Organism: Trichomycterus rosablanca
Lineage: Eukaryota; Metazoa; Chordata; Actinopteri; Siluriformes; Trichomycteridae
Gene: greb1
Product: growth regulating estrogen receptor binding 1
Exons: 32
Coding region: 113-5605 (1830 amino acids)
Biological process (GO): multicellular organism development
Source: RefSeq, a predicted model, not a curated record
CAGUACAGAUGGUCGAGACACAGCACCGACAGAGAGAUGUGAAUUACAGCCUAAUUUCAGCUAAUAAACCACUCAGGAAUAUUACAGCGGUUUAUUCUGUUUAUUCGAGAACAUGGGAAACUCGUAUGCGGGACAACUGCGCACCACACGUUUCGAGGAGGUUCUGCACUAUUCCAUCGAGGCUUCUCUACGAUCCAACACUGUAGUGCCCAGACCGGUGUUCUCACAGCUGUACCUCGAACAAGAGCAACGGUCUCACUCUCGAGAAGGUCAUCUAGAAAACGACGAAGAUGACGACGAUAAAGGCUCAGAAUCGAACAGCCCUCCCAUUCCAUACCAGAUGAAGCCGCCUUCAGAGGACUCAUGCACAACUGAUGGAUUUUGUCAGGCCGGUAAAGACCUGAGACUGACAACAUUAGCCACCGAAAAUCUGGACGUCCCACCCGGAUUUAUGCUGGUUGGGGCCAAAUCUCCCAGUAUACCCGACCACAUACUGGUCUGUGCAGUGGACCGACGGUUUCUCCCAGACGAGCGCGGACGUAAUGCACUUUUAGGCUUUUCAGGGAACUGUAUGGGCUGCGGCGAGAAGGGCUUCCGCUACUUCACCGAAUUCGCCAACCACAUCAACCUGAAGCUUACCACCCAGCCCAAGAAGCAGAAGCACUUAAAGUACAGCCUGCUCCCGAACGCACAGGGCGUCUUGGUCAAAGGGCCGCCCAUCUACUGGAAGGGAAUAGACAGCCGUGUAAGAGAGACCAUCUCUAAUGGGAACGGUGGUCUAGAGGAGCACACGCCUGGUCCCGUCACCAGUGAUCUGCUGUCCAGUUCAGGACAUGUGGGGCUGAACACUGUCAGCAAUACAGAUCUGAACUCCCACCAACAUCCAUCUGAAACGUCCCCUCCGAUGACCAACGGCCAUCACAUUCCAGCAUCCCAACAGCCUUUGCAGCAGCCAGGUCUGGUAGCCAACGGCCCAGGAAGACCAGCAGCCGUAGGUACAAUAACAAACACAGGACCACCUAAAAAGAGACACAAGGGCUGGUCUCCAGAAUCCACGGGGCACUCCGAAGCUAACAACAGACCUGCGCCCUCCAACAUAGUGAACGGCCAUAAACCAGCAGACAACGGGACAUCAGGAUGCUCAUCCCAGGUCUCCUCACCCCUCCUGUCUCAGGGGGAAUCGCUCACGGUGCCCAGUAAUCUGUUCCAAACUUGUGGGCUGCAACCAGUCAUCUUUAAAGGACACGGGACUUUACCUCGUCUGUGCGGGAACACCGGAGAGGUCCUGGUGGACGAGAGGCUUCAGGCGUGCUAUCGCAGUUCCCAGAAUCUGCCUCGGAUUUACGAGCAGUACGGAGCCUCGUCCGUCCAGCCGCUCUGCGCCGAGAUGCAGGUCCUGCUGACCGUCUACUACCUGGUGCAGCUGGCUCCUGACCAAGUGCCUUUAAUGGAAGACCUGGAGCAGAUCCUCAUGCGCUCCUGGCGCGAGUCACACCUAACAGAGAUCCGUCAGUACCAGCAGAGCCACGCCCAGUUUCCCGCGCCUCUGCCCGGCCUGACGCAGCCCCUCACGCCUUCCCAGCUACCCUGGCUGGCCAAGUUGGCCACCAGCUCCUGCGGCGACGCCGUCCUUGUGCUGGACUCUGCGGCCUCUCUGGCCGAAGCGCUGACGGACACCUUGCAGAGGUUGAUGGAGGGGAAGCUGAGUCACACACAUUUUGUGGUCAUCAUCUGUAUGGGCAGGAGCCAAGAGACCGAGUCCUGCGUUGUGGUUACAGGAAAGCACCAGGCACGAACCCUCGCGGAGAGUAUGCUGUCCCCAAAAGAAUGUGUGAGAGAAAUUAAUCAAGAGCUUUCCUCUGGCAUGACUGCCGAGCUAGACGACUAUUUUAACUCCCUGGGUCCAGAUGGAGACGUGGAGACUUUGCUAAAUCAAGCGAAUUCGGACACUAAAAGUCCCUCAGUUCCGGGAUCAGGACCGGAAAACUCCGGAGAACCCCUGUGCUCUGAGCACCGGGUGGAGUGGCGCGAGAUCCGUCCCAUUCAGCUAGCGGUGGCACGGAAGCUGCUGUCCCACGUGUGCGCCAUCGCUGACUCCAGCACUCACAACCUGGACCUCGGAUCUUUCGACAAAGUGGAGUUCUUAAUCUGUGUGCCUCCGUCUGAAGUGACCUUCCACCAAGUGGUCCUGCACCUGUGGAACUCAGGUGUCCUGCAGGAGUUGGGCCUGGACCAGGACUGUCUGUCCCCAAAGAAUGCUGAGCAGUAUGUGGUCAAGCUGGAUCAGGCUGCCGUAACUAAGAUCAGUGGAUUUAUUCAAAAAUCCAAGCUGAACCCGUACACCCUCUUCAUACUGGUGCAUGACCACGCACACUGGGACGUUACCAGUGAAGAGUACAGCAGGUUGGGUGGCUUGCCUAGCUCCGGACUGGUGGACAGCCUGCUAAACUGCAAGCACAUUCAAGAGGCGCCCAACGUCCUCACUCUGCAUGUGACGUCGUUCCCCUUCGCCCUGCAGACGCAACACACGCGCAUCAGCCCUUACAAUGAAAUUCACUGGCCGUCUACGUUCAACAAUGAUGUGGAUCUGUACAAUGAGAAAACGAAGUACUUUGGCGUGUCCGAGCUGUUGGAAUCCACAUGCUCAGGAAGUGGCCUGCCUUUGCUGCGCUUUGACAGUUCAUUCGAGAGCAUGGUUGCUGCCCUGGAGGAAAGGUUUCCGAAGCUGCACAGUGCGGUGAUCCGUACCCAGGUGCUUCUCCAGCACUAUUCAGUGGCUCUGCUGGCUGCAGCCCGGGGCCAGGUCCAGCUUCACAAACACACCUCCGUGGAGACUCUGGAGAUAGUACAGUGCCUCCUGAGCUCGGCGCAACGCUGCCCCAGCCACCACGGGUACAUGCUCCUGCUGCGGAUCCCCUUCCCGUGCCUGGCGGAGCUGGCGCACCGGCGCCUCCGCCACGUCCGUGACCGCCUGGGCCUGCACAAGCACUUUGAGAUCGUGCUGGGGGAUCCCACGUCCGGGAUCAUAGUGGGGAAGUACUUCCUGAGCCAGCUGAGGGUUUGGCUGAAGAUCCAGGAUCCAGAUUGGACACCUCGAACAUACUUGGAGCUGGAGGCUUUACCCUGCAUCCUCAUCUUUACAGGCAUGAAUCCAAUGGGGGAGUCACUGCCAAGGUCCCUGAAGUACUGCGACGAGCGCGUGUUGAGCUGCUGCGCUCCGCAGCGUACGGCUCUGGAGCAGGAACUCGGUUUGGCCGCAUACCUGGUGCGUGUAGAGGAGCAAAGGCAGCGCGGGGCGCGAGGAUCCAGCGACCUGUCCGAGAGCGAUCCCGACAAACUCAGCAGCACGGACAACGAGGAGGACGAGUCCGCGGCGGACGUGACUAGCGCUCUCCCUGGCCUGGACCGUUCCCAGCAGGAUGAAUCCUCCCCUGAAAAACGCAAACGAUCCUCGAAAUCCACCUCCCAGAGCUCAUCAUCAUCCAUGCAGGCCUCCCCACGCCGCCACUGCUGCUCCUGGGCGCGUAACCUGAACCGGCCACCGGUGGUACUCCUGCCCAAAGCUCUGUACGAUCUGAUAACCAGCGCGGACGCCAGCGGAUUGCCCAAGCCCAUGUCGUUCCUCCCGCACGCGUGUGUCGAGUGGGCUAGCUCCUUCAGACCUCUGCUCAGUAAGAUGAUGACGUGUACGGAGCAGUCUCUGUACUACAGGCAGUGGACUGUGCCCAAACCUCAGCACAUGGACAGUAACAACCGGACCGAGGGUCGCACCGACAACUUCCACCCUCGCAGGCUGCUUCUCAGCGGGCCACCCCAGGUGGGGAAGACCGGGGCGUAUCUGCAGUUCCUUGGCAUUCUGUCUCGAAUGCUGAUCAGACUCAUGGAGGUGGACAUCUACGAUGAAGAGGACAUCAAUUGCAAUUCCCAGUCUGAUUUGGUGAGGUACCAUCAGGUCAUUGCGUCGUGGCCCAACGCCGAGUCUAUGAGAGGAAUGCUUUUUGACUUCACCAUCCAUGAUCCCAAAUAUGAGGAUAUCAGUGCUGUCUACAACCCUGAUUUCACUCCUAAUGUAGAAAGAAGCACCAGACGACAGGAGGACGUCUACCUCCGGCGACGAACAGCACGGAUAAAGCUUUCUAAAUAUGCCGCGUACAACACUUACCAUCAUUGUGAACAGUGCCACCAAUACAUGGGCUUCAACCCUCGAUACCAGCUGGGUGAAUCCACUCUGCACGCCUUCACCUUCUCCCACCUGCUGCUUGGGGAGGAGAUCCAGCUCUACUUCAUCAUCCCCAAAUCGAAAGAGCAUCACUUCUCGUUCAGCCAACCAGGGGGUCAACUGGAGAGCAUGCGACUCCCCCUCGCCUCUGAUUGGAAUCCUGACGCCAUCAAGAGUCCAAUAUUCACGCCCACCACCGGACGGCACGAGCACGGCCUGUUCAACCUGUUUCACGCCAUGGACGGAGCCUCGCACCUGCACAUCCUGGUCAUCAAAGAAUACGAGAUGGCCGUCUACAAAAAAUACUGGCCCAAUCACAUCAUGCUGGUUCUUCCGACCGUCUUUAACGGGGCUGGAAUAGGAGCAGCUCAUUUUCUGAUCAAGGAGCUGUCCUAUCAUAACCUGGAGUUGGAGCGCAGUCGGAGGGUGGAGCACGGCAGUCGGCCACAAGACGUCUGGCCGUUCAUUAUUCUGGCAGACGACUCCUGCGUCAUGUGGAACAGUGUGGAUGUUGACCCUAAAAGUGGUACUGCAGGACCGGAGCGGAACGUGUCCCUGAAGCAGGUGCUGCAGCACAUGGAGUCGUCGCCGGACAUCACGCAGUACGGCCUGUGCGGCAUCCGGAAGUGGUCGAGCCGCGGAGCCGGCACGGGACAGAGGAGAGAGCCUUUCUCACGCGGACACCUGCAUGAUUUCUUGCUCCUCAACGUGGAUCUCACGCAGGACGUGCAGUACAAUCAGAACCGAUUUACCUGUGAUGACGUGGACUUCAACCUCAGAGUCCACAGUGCUGGUCUGCUCAUCUGCCGCUUCAAUAACUUUAGUGUGAUGAAGAAGCAGAUAGCCAUAGGAGGAUAUCGAACAUUCAUCAUCAAGACCAAGAUGACCGAUGUACCGACCACAGUGCAGCCAACCCAGUACAUCUGCGCCCCGGACAGUAAGCACCUGUUCCUGGCCACUCCGGCUCAGCUUCUACUGGAAAAAUAUCUUCAGCACACAAGUCAGCGGCUGUUCCCACUAAGCACCGGAAACUACGGCCACCCGGUCCUUUCUGUCGACUGCUAUCUUAACCUAGGACGAGAGGUGACGGUGUGUUUUGUCAGCUCGAGACCACACUCCAUCAACAUCGGCACCGCGGGCCUGCUCUUCAGUGGCCUCCUGCUCUACUUCUGUGACUCGUUCGUCACACCAGGCUUCCUCAAGAAGUUCCAGUUCCUGAAAGGAGCGACCCUGUGCGUCAUCUGCCCGAACCGAAGCGCCCUGCGCCAGACGGUGGUGCGGCUGGAACUGGAAGACGAGUGGAGGUUCCGGCUGAGCGACGAGUUUCAGACAGCCAACGCUAAAGAGGACCAACCGCUUUUCUUUCUUACCGGGACACACAUCUGACUCGGUGAUGUAAAGGACUUCAGGAACUGUGGUUUUAACCUUCUGUACAGAACCGUGUGUGUAUAUAAUGAAUCUGUUGGUGUGAUGCUUCUGUUCUUUAUGGUCAUACGGCUGUCAAAUGAAAUGUCAGCGUUAGCAGAACUCUCGGUUACUUAUCUGUAGCAUUACAAAUACUGUAUUUAUUAUAAGAACUGCUUUAUAACUACGGUAAUGUGGAUUUUAUGGUGCAUUUCAUUAUUUUAAACUGACACCAGUGAAUGAAUAUGUAUUUUGUAGAAAGGAUAUUUUUGUAUAUAUGCUUUGCUUGCUCUGUACUCUUGCCUGUAUUGUUAGGAAUAAUGUAAAGUACUUGCUUCAUCAUUGGCUUGUUUUGUAGGUUUGUCGU